Molecule: messenger RNA, 408 nt
Organism: Cylicocyclus nassatus
Lineage: Eukaryota; Metazoa; Nematoda; Chromadorea; Rhabditida; Strongylidae
Source: the annotation of a GenBank genome assembly
AUGGGAGUCAGUCUUCUCCUUCUGCUUCUCGGAUUGAAGAUGAAGGCAAUGCCCGUCAUCUUCAUCUCCUCUCUCGGCUGGCUGAUCGCCGGCCUUCAGUCAAUUCUUCCUCGUAAGGAGGGAACGCUGAUGGAGCUCACUUUCAACAACAUUAUCGACUAUGUGGCCACUUAUGCAUUCGGUGGAUCCACGACACUCGCAGGCCUCGCCCUCCUUAUCGGAGCCUGGGCAGUCUGCGCAGUCAUCUGCCUGAAUCUCAAGGCACCGCCUACCUACACCGUCGUUCCGAUGAUUCCUCUCGCGAUCUUCUUCGCUGCUUACGGAAUCCUCAACGAGACCAUCAUGGUUAUGAUUAUCCUGAUCUCCGCCGUCCUGGUCGGAAUCGAGGCUAAGAAGGCGGUUGACUGA